AUGGGGCCGCACAGUGGAGACAAGGAGAGUGGGAAGAUUCCAUUUGGGGAGGUUCCCCAGUGUCUGAAGUGGGGGGGGCUCUCCAUCACCAAGGCAAGCCCACGUCCCCACACCUCGCUGCUGUGUGUUUUCCAGAGGGAGCUGAAAGAACAACUCCAGGCCCUCCAGGACAGCGAGCGGGAGCACACUGAGGCACUGCAGCUGCUCAAGCGACAGCUCGCAGAGACUAAGUCUUCCACCAAGAGCCUGCGGACCACCAUUGGUGAGGCCUUCGAGCGGCUGCACCGGCUGCUGCGUGAGCGGCAGAAGGCCAUGCUGGAGGAGCUGGAGGCAGACACGGCACGCACACUGACCGACAUUGAGCAGAAGGUCCAGCGCUACAGCCAGCAGCUGCGCAAGGUGCAGGAGGGCACCCAGAUCCUGCAGGAGCGGCUGGCUGAGACCGACCGGCACACCUUCCUGGCCGGAGUGGCCUCCCUGUCUGAGCGGCUUAAGGGGAAAAUCCAUGAGACCAACCUGACAUAUGAAGACUUCCCGACCUCCAAGUACACGGGUCCUCUGCAGUACACCAUCUGGAAGUCCCUGUUCCAGGAUAUCCACCCAGUGCCCGCUGCACUGACCCUGGACCCAGGAACUGCCCACCAACGCCUGAUCCUCUCCGAUGACUGCACCAUUGUGGCCUAUGGAAACUUGCACCCACAGCCGCUGCAGGACUCACCAAAGCGCUUUGACGUGGAGGUGUCAGUGCUGGGCUCCGAGGCCUUCAAUAGUGGUGUCCAUUACUGGGAGGUGGUGGUGGCAGAGAAGACCCAGUGGGUGAUCGGGCUGGCACACGAGGCCGCAAGCCGCAAGGGCAGCAUCCAGAUCCAGCCCAGCCGUGGCUUCUACUGCAUUGUCAUGCAUGACGGUAACCAGUACAGCGCCUGCACGGAGCCCUGGACACGGCUCAAUGUUCGCGACAAGCUGGACAAGGUGGGCGUCUUCCUGGACUAUGACCAGGGCUUGCUUAUCUUCUACAAUGCUGACGACAUGUCCUGGCUCUAUACUUUCCGCGAGAAGUUCCCAGGCAAGCUCUGCUCCUAUUUCAGCCCUGGCCAGAGCCAUGCCAAUGGCAAGAAUGUCCAGCCGCUGCGGAUCAACACAGUCCGCAUCUAGUCUGGGCCAAGGCCCACAUCCUCCUGGGCCAUUACCACCAGCAAAAGCCCAGUCCAGUAGAGGGAGGCCUGGACUCGGCCCACAUCCACCACUCUGAGACCUCAGGCCGGUUGUUUACCCACCAACCUCCUUUGUCUGUGACCUGGAGGUUAUGCUCCAUGAUUCCUCAGCUCUCUCCCAGCAUUGAUAUUCUGUAGCUCCGACUUUGGUGGGGACGUGACAAGGUUUCUCCUCAGGGCAACUCCUGCCCAACACUCAUCCCCAUCCUCUCAAGGGCAGGGACUACCUCCUUCUGUCUCCCACCUGCCCGGCUGCCCUUGUCUCAGGAUUUGUCAGAUGUGACCAGUAAUUGACAACCUGAAAGAUGCACAGAACCCUCUGUGUCCAUGACCUAAGACUUGCCCUGACUGAGCUAGCGAUGGGCCAUUUUAACCCUUGACCCCCAACAGUCCCACAGUGGACAGAGGCAAUAGCUGUUCCUAGAGUUGUCUGAGACAUACCCCCUCCUGCCACCCUGUACCCAAAGCUCUUUUCCACUGAUCAGCAAGUCAUAGAGGAUGCUGUGUCCUGUGGAAGGUACCUAGUAGUUGAGCCCAUGUGUUACUAUGUGACCAUGUCACCCCUUUUCUACCCACAACCCAAGGACACCUUCGGGACUGAUGUAGAGUCCAUCAACUAAAGGCAUCCGCAGGACAAGCAUCGCUGGAUGAUGAAGAUCCCCAACAGCUUUGGACAGAGUCCAGCCAGCCACGUUCAGCCAGGCCUCUGUGACCUGCUAGGCUGCAGAGAAGCUGCUGAGUGCUUGUUUUAAUCAGGACCUGAGCUCUGGGAAGGGCCCUUGGCCAGGUCCUGCCUUUAGACUUGACAUCUAUCUCACUUAGGAUCCUGCUGC
Molecule: messenger RNA, 2047 nt
Organism: Fukomys damarensis (Damara mole-rat)
Lineage: Eukaryota; Metazoa; Chordata; Mammalia; Rodentia; Bathyergidae
Gene: Trim62
Product: tripartite motif containing 62
Exons: 5
Coding region: 1-1155 (384 amino acids)
Biological process (GO): positive regulation of canonical NF-kappaB signal transduction; innate immune response
Molecular function (GO): protein binding
Source: RefSeq, a predicted model, not a curated record